Anthonomus grandis grandis is the source of this 5592-nucleotide messenger RNA. It is a transcript of the gene Vmat, whose product is annotated as synaptic vesicular amine transporter. The transcript has 11 exons. Lineage: Eukaryota; Metazoa; Arthropoda; Insecta; Coleoptera; Curculionidae. Gene Ontology annotation, molecular function: xenobiotic transmembrane transporter activity; serotonin:sodium:chloride symporter activity. Gene Ontology annotation, biological process: xenobiotic transport; transmembrane transport; aminergic neurotransmitter loading into synaptic vesicle. The coding region runs from base 289 to 1791 and encodes 500 amino acids. Gene Ontology annotation, cellular component: terminal bouton; synaptic vesicle membrane. The record is from RefSeq and is a predicted model, not a curated record.
CGACGUUCGGCGUGAGGAGUCAGAGUCAGAGUCAGCGGCUGCCCGACGAGGCGGUGGGACUCCGACGGGCGGCUGGCGGCGGCACAGUUGCUGGCCGCCGACGUCGACGGUACACCGCCACCACGCUGCCGAUCGACGCUUCUUUCGCCAUCAGUUAAAAGAGUUCAGAGUUCUUCGGUUGGGGGUUUCUUCAGUGAUUCGCUUCGAGGGAAUCACGCAUUCAAUAGUCGGCACCCAAUUAAUUAAUUAAUUAAAAUUGAUUAAUAAUUAAUUAAAAUCGUUGUCGCCAUGACGAUGGUAAACGAUUGGGUGAACGGCCUCUGGAUACACGGCUGGAUCCAGCGCUGUCGGGAGUCCCGCCGCCUCGUCUUGGUCAUCGUCGCCAUUGCUCUCCUCUUGGACAACAUGUUGCUCACCAUCGUUGUGCCAAUAAUUCCGGAGUUUUUGUACGACAUCAACCAUCCAGAGGCUCCCUUGAAAGGCAGGCCCUUAAUCACCACGACAACUACGACAACUACCACUAAGGAACCAUGUUCCGAAUUAAGGAAAAAAUUUAAUUUAGAUGUUAACGACACCUUGUAUGCUUCUACUACUAGUACUUACGAAAACUUUACGGAUUAUCCGAAAGUGAAUGACGCGGAUAAGCAUAAGUUUUUGGUGGAGGAAACUGUUUCGGUGGGCAUGCUGUUCGCCUCGAAGGCAUUCGUGCAGUUAAUCGCCAACCCUUUCGUUGGACCCUUAACUCACAAAAUUGGCUACAGCAUACCCAUGUUCUGCGGUUUCAUCAUAAUGUUUCUUUCGACGAUCAUUUUUGCCUUUGGCAGGAGCUACAGUGUGCUAUUCAUCGCAAGAUCACUACAAGGCAUAGGAUCCUCUUGCUCUAGCGUAUCAGGCAUGGGUAUGUUAGCAGAACGUUAUCCGGAUGAUAAAGAGAGAGGAAACGCUAUGGGAAUCGCCCUGGGUGGGUUGGCUUUGGGGGUACUUAUUGGACCACCCUUCGGCGGGAUAAUGUACGAAUUCGUCGGAAAAUCUGCACCCUUUUUGGUUUUGGCCGUGAUCGCUCUUGGGGAUGGACUUUUACAACUGCUGAUGCUACAGCCUUCAGUGACCCACCAAGAAAGUGACCCGCCAUCUUUGAAAGCCCUAAUAAUGGACCCGUAUAUUAUGAUUGCAGCUGGUGCCAUAAUAUUCGCCAAUUUGGGGAUAGCAAUGCUGGAACCGUCGUUGCCCAUAUGGAUGAUGGACACGAUGGGGGCCGAACGUUGGCAGCAGGGCGUCUCGUUCUUGCCCGCCAGCGUCUCUUACUUGAUCGGCACGAAUUUGUUUGGUCCGCUGGGACAUCGGAUGGGCAGAUGGUUGGCCGGCCUGCUCGGACUCAUUAUCAUCGGGAUUUGCUUAAUGUGUAUUCCUUUGGCGACCAGCAUGAAUCACUUAUUAAUCCCGAACGCAGGUCUGGGAUUCGCCAUUGGAAUGGUUGAUUCAUCCAUGAUGCCAGAACUGGGAUACCUAGUCGAUAUUCGGCAUUCUGCCGUAUACGGGAGCGUGUACGCCAUUGGAGAUGUUGCGUUUUGCUUAGGAUACGCUAUUGGGCCUGCUUUGAGUGGCACACUAAUCAAAAGCAUCGGGUUUGCGUGGAUGCUCUUCGGCAUCGCGAUGCUUGAUUUCAUAUAUGCCCCCCUCUUGUUCAGCUUGAAGAAUCCGCCAACAAAAGAGGAGAAAAAGUCGCUGAUAACAGGGGACCACUCAUCUGUUCGGUACGUCAGCUACCAAAACGAGGAAGAAGACGAGUAAUCAUCCCAUGGCUGUACCACACUGAAAAAAUGUAAAGAAACUGUACAAAAAAAAUCCUGUACUUUCCUUGUUUUAUAGCUUUGUCUAUUGCACUUUAAAGGUACAGGACCAAUGUGCAAAUGUACAGAAAUAAAAGGCGUGCAUAUAUGAAAUAAUAAUUUAUUUGGUUAAAAAUUACUAAAAUAUUUAUGUCUGUUUAAAGCAAGCUCUCUUGGCAUUUACUAUAUAAUAAAUCGAUGGAAGUGCCUCCCCUCAACUUUAAACUCUCAUUUUCAUGGGGCCCUCGUGAAAAAUCCUUGUGAAUGGCUGCACAGGGUUUUAGCCCCUAAAAAAGGGGGCCACGAGGCAAUCAGAGACCCCUUUUUUUAGUUUCCUUUUAAAGAGAAAAUUGAUAAAAAUAUGCACUUCCAUCUACACCCUAAAGAAAUGAAAAUUUAAUAUGAUUGUCAAAUUUUAUGUCUAUUUACUCAUAUAUAUAUAUUAAGAGUGUCUUAGAAGUUCUAACUGAAAAACUGAGAAUUGCUGGGCCAAUCAAAAAGCCAUUUGCAAGGGGAUCAACACUGCUGACAGGUCUUUCACGUUUUAAGUUUGUCCAGAGAAAUCCGUAUGAGAAUCAGUGUCUUUUAGUCUGCAAGACUGUAGAGUCUGUCUUAGGUCAUCAAGGAUGUGGGUCUAGACGAAAGACAGGAAUUUUUACAGGAAAAGGUAAUUCAUAUGACUCAGUACCGUUUGGGAUGGUAGACACAUGAAGAGUUAAGGCUGAUGAAGCCAAGAUUCAAGCAAAAAACAAUUAUUCUUCGUAGAUAACUUAAUCGGAUGUGACGCAUCGAUAUUUGUUUUUUUUGCACAUCACCUUACACUCUUUUGUCCACAGCAGGAUACACUGUGCGUCAUGGUACUUUAAAUAUACAGGACGCACGACUUAACAUUUUGGCUCUUUUUACCCUCUUGUAUUUUAUAGCAAAUAUCAACUUAUUGUUGAGACUCUCUGCAUAUUUUUUCCAUGGAGAUGAGGAAUUUAUCGACUGAUUUUUGGACAAAUUUGAAAUAUUCUCUACUUUAUACUGGAAUUUUAUGUCAAAUUAUGCAUAAUUUAAAUGGAGGAGAUGCAUGGUUUCUUAAGUAAAAAAAGGUCUUUUCUUUCAAGGGCCAUUGAAAGAUAUUAAAAUAUUAAGAAAAUCCUUGGAAAAUCUAGGAAUCCCAGAGAAAUCAUUGAAUUUUUUUAAAAUUUUUUGAAAAAACUCAAAUAAUAAAAUAAGGAUUUCUUGGAAAACCUUGCAAAGUAACAAAAAAUAAUCCUUGGAAAUCCAAAAAUUCAAUUGAAACACCCUAUAAAUAAUUGCCUCAGAAUUAAUUUUUUUUUCAUAAAAACCGUUGCAGAAACACCAUUUUGGCACCUAGGAAAAAAUAUUAAGAAAAUCGUGAAAAGUUCCCCUAGUAAAUAAAAUCCUUUGAAAAAUAUUUGAAUAUUAAGAGAAAUCCUUUAAGAAAAAUGCCAGGAAUCAAUUACAAAUGGAUUCCUUUAAAUCAUUGGAAAAUAAAGGAGUAAUAAAACAUGGAUACUUUGAAGACCUUGAGGGAAAUAUUAAAAACGGUCCUUGAAAAUCCAAGAAUUCCAGAAAUCCAUUGCCCGCCUAACAUCCUAUAGACAACUACCAAAGAUUUUUUCGGAAACACUCUUGGAGAAAGUUCUUUUUGGCCCUAGAAACAUUUAAAAAGUCCUUGGAAAAUUCAGGAAAUCAUUGCUGAGACACCCCGUAGACAAUUUACACUUGGAAAAACAUGAAGGGAAACCCUUGAAACUUUUAGGAGUUUCAUUAAAUUUUUUUGUGCGAAAAUGCUUAGAUAAUUAUUAAAAUAUCAAAAAAGUCUAGGAAUUCAUUGUUAAUACAUCCGAUAGAUCCUUGCCGAAUUAUUUUUUUGCAAAGCCUUUGGAAAAAAUUGUUUUUGGCCAUUUAAGAAAAAUACUUGGAAAAUCCAAAGAUCCAGGAAAUACACGAGUCUAUGUCUAGAAAAUUUAAUUUUUUAGAACUUUAGGGAUAUGUUGACAAAAAUUAUUGAAAAAACUAGGAAUCCAUGGCUAAAUACCCUGUAGAUAACUUUUACGUAGUAAUCUAUUUUUUUUCUGAAAAGCCGUUGGAAAACUAUUAAUGGAAGUCUUUAAAAAAUUCAGAAAUCUAGGAAAAUCAUUUAAAAAUCCAGAAAUCUAUUGCUAGGAUAUCCUGUAUAUCAUUGCCAUAUUUUAUUUUUAGAAAACCCUUGGAACAAAAGUCAUUUUUAGCCAUCUUUCAAAACAUUCCAAUGGGCAAAAUUUUUGGAUAAUCCUGGAUAGUCAAAGAUUCAGGAAAUCGAAAAAUCUGUUGCUACAAAAGGUAAUUUUUUUUGGGGAAACUUAAGGAAAAUGCUUGGAAAAUUCAAGGAAUCCGGAAAUAUAUUGCUGAGACAACCUAUAGCCGCUAUAAUUUUUUUUUUGAGAUAACUAUUUAAAAAUGUGCAAAUAUUUAAAGAUAAAUCCUUGGAAAAACCAGGAAGCCAUGGUUGACACACAUAGUGCAUAGUAGCAGCAAUAUACAACACGUAGACGUACAUAAAUUUUAUAUAGUACUUAAUCUUAUUUGGAAAAACCUUUUUAGAAAUAUUAAGAGAAUUCCAUGAAAACUUUAGAAAUUCUAGGGAAAUUAUCCAUUUUUUUUUAAAACCCCUGAGAAAAUCCAGAGAUUCCAGGAGUCCAUUGCUGAGACACCUUGUAAAUAAAUAAUAAUUGUAAAACAAUUUUUAUUGGGAAAAUCUCGGAGAAAGAAUGAAAGUAUCAUACCUGAAUAAAUAUUAAAAUAUUAUAAAAAACCUUUGGAGAAACCAAGUUUUUUACAGACGACACAUCCUUAAGAGCUGAAAAAUGUUCGUGAUAAUGAUAAAUAAGCCGAGAAAUCGUGACAAAGCAUGGAUAAAUAACCAAAAAUUAUGCUUAAAAAUCCCAAUUUAUCCUUGAGCAAUUUGACUUUUGCAGACGAUACAGCGUUCACCGCAGCACUUUUUUUUCUGAAAACUGAGAAAUGUUUGAAAAAUUAAGGUGAAAAAUAACAUUUCAUCCGGAACUUUAUUAUUAAUUAGACGGACACAAUGCACGUUUUUUAAUCAAAAUAAGACAUGCAGACACAACAAGUGAGGGUAAUUGACUGUAAUCCUCGGAAAGCAAAAUCCUCGUUUUUUACAGAUGACAGAGUGUUAAUGGCAGAAAACUUGAAAGACCUAUACAGCACCCAAUUCAUUUAUCAAUAAUAAAAUCAUCAGUAGGGGACCUAUAUACAAAAAAAAUUAUUUAAAUGAAACUGUGUGUAAGUUACAAUAAUAAUAAUAUAUCCAGCUAUAAUAUAUGUACCAAAGACGCUUCUAACUUAAAUUUAAUUAAAAAAGGAGGUUAUAUAAUGUAUAUUAGUCUCCUUAGAAGGUUAUUGUGAUUAGACAAUAAUCGACAAAAAAGAAACCUGAGAUCAACCCUGAUUUUUAUCAAGUCUACUUUACGUUUUAAGCUGGUAAGGGUCCGAAAUACAGGGCAGUAAUCGUAAUAUUUCUGCGUACUCAACUAUAUCCCCAUAUAUUUGUAUAUUAAUUUAUAAUAGUUUGAUCGCAUCCUUGGGCAACUAAUUCUAUAUGUAGCAUUAGAGAGUAUACAUUAUAGUGCAUGUUAGAAAAAAAAUAUGAAAGAAAAACGUAAUAUUAGAACGAUAUAAUAUAUUUAAUAUUAUCUUAAAUGUUAUACUGUGGUGAGAUAUAUUAAUAAAAAUGUUACAAAGCUCCAAA